Molecule: messenger RNA, 892 nt
Organism: Trifolium pratense (red clover)
Lineage: Eukaryota; Viridiplantae; Streptophyta; Magnoliopsida; Fabales; Fabaceae
Product: lysine-rich arabinogalactan protein 18-like
Exons: 2
Coding region: 79-705 (208 amino acids)
Cellular component (GO): plasma membrane
Source: RefSeq, a predicted model, not a curated record
CACAUAACUUUCUCACAUAACUCUCUCUCUCUUUUUCUCUCUCAACAAAAACAAAACAUUGUUCUUUCAAUUCUCAAAAUGGAUCGUAACAAUAUCUUCACUCUCGCAUUCAUCUGCAUUAUAGUCGCCGGCGUCGGAGGCCAGUCACCUUCAGCCGCACCAACCACCUCACCAUCAACUCCGGCCACCACCACUCCAGUCUCAUCUCCUGUCGCCACUCCUUCCAAACCAACAACACCAGCACCCAUUGCAACUCCAGCUGCAUCCCCCAAACCCGCCGUAACACCAGCCGCAUCUCCUUCCAAAACCACCACACCAGCUCCUGUGACCACACCACCACCGGCGGCGGUGACACCUGUCAGCACUCCACCACCAACACCUGUUCCAGUAAAAUCACCACCCACUCCUGCUCCAGUCAGCUCACCUCCGGCAGUGGCACCUGUGGUGGCGCCUCCUACCACCACACCGGAGGCUCCAGCUCCGGCACCAAAGAAGGGAAAGAAACACAGUGCUCCAGCACCAUCACCAACAUUGGAGGGUCCACCUGCACCACCAACAGGAGCACCAGGACCAAGUGAAUCUACUGCGUCUUCACCUGGACCCGCAUCUACUGCAAACGAUGAGAGUGGAGCAGAAACCAUCAGGAGCUUGAAGCUGGUAGGAGGCUUAGCUUUGAGCUGGAUUGCGACUGUUUUAAUCUUCUAGAUUUAAUUUCUUGCUCUUGAUUCUUAUACUCUUGUAUAAUUUAUUUCCACCCUUUUUUUGCUCUUCUUUUUUUGGCCAUGGUAUGGACACGUAUUGCAUUACAUUACAUUUAUUUACAUUUAUUACCUUCAGACUCCUAUUUUUCUAUUAAUAUUUAAUGUCAUUUUCAUAAUUCUUUUUUGGUGAA